AUGAUGUUGAUAGAAUUUUGUUAUGCCCUGGUCUUCAUCUUUUGUGCAUUAUUUGCAGUGCUGAAAUGGAACAACAUAAGAUAUUCAAGGAAAGGAAUGCCUCCAGGAUCAUUGGGUUGGCCUUUUGUUGGAGAGACUCUUCAAUUUCUCACACAAGGACCAGAUUUCAUGAAAGGAUGCAGAUUGAGAUAUGGAAAUCUCUUCAAAACUCAUGCAUUAGGCUCUCCAAUUGUUGUUAGCAUGGAUCCUGAUACCAAUAGAUACAUACUCUUGAAUGAAGCAAAAGGCUUGGUUCCUGGGUACCCCGAUUCCAUGAGGAAGAUCCUAGGAACUAACAUUGCUGAGGUUCAUGGUGCAGUCCACAAACGAAUCAGAGGCUCACUGUUAUCUCUCAUUGGUCCAAUGGCAGUUAAGGAUCGUCUUUUGCCAGAAGUUGAUGAGUUCAUGAGGUCUUACCUUGACAACUGGGAUGGUAAAAUAGUUGAUCUUCAAGAAAAAACAGUUGAGAUGGCAUUCUUUAUUUCCAUGAAAGCUGUGGUAGAAAGUGAGCCACACUCUUUCCUCGAGUCUUUCAAAGCCACAUUUGAUAAAAUGGCAGUAGGAACAAUAUCCUUGCCAUUUAAAAUUCCAGGAACUGAAUAUUAUCGAGGGAUUAAGGCCAGGGAAAAAGUGCUUACAAUGCUAAGAGAGCUCAUAGCCAAGAGAAGAGCUUCUUCAGCUACUCAUGACGACAUUCUUGAACACCUUAUAAGAAAUGAGGAUGGCAAACACAAGUUAGAUGAUGAAGAAAUAAUGGAACAAAUCAUCACAAUUUUGUAUUCAGGUUAUGAAACAGUAUCAACUACUACAAUGAUGAGCAUCAAAUACCUUUGUGAUAACCCUAACUUUCUUGAGGCAGUACGAGAUGAACAUUUUGCAAUCUUGCAAAAGAAAUUGCCUGGGGAACGGAUCAACUGGGAUGACUACAAGAAUAUGAGCCAAACUCGUGCGGUGAUACUUGAGACCAUGAGAUUGGCUAGUGUUGUUUCUGGAGUGAUGAGGAGGACUACUAAUGACAUAGAAUUGAAUGGGUUUAUGAUUCCCAAGGGAUGGAGAGUUUAUGUUUAUACAAGGGAGACUAACUUGGAUCCCAUCCUUUAUGAAGAACCUCUUACUUUUAACCCCAGGAGAUGGCUGGAGAAAGGGUUGGAGACUCAUAAUCACAACAUGCUGUUUGGAGCAGGAGGCAGGGUGUGUCCUGGAAAGGAAUGGGGCAUGCUCAAAAUUAGUCUUUUUAUUCACUAUUUUGUGACUAGAUACAGGUGGGAAGAAGCAGAAGGAAACAAGAAACUUAUGAAAUUUCCAAGAGUCUUAGCACCAAAAGGACUACACAUAAAAAUCACAAAGUACUAG
Sphenostylis stenocarpa is the source of this 1392-nucleotide messenger RNA. Lineage: Eukaryota; Viridiplantae; Streptophyta; Magnoliopsida; Fabales; Fabaceae. The record is from the annotation of a GenBank genome assembly.